Messenger RNA from Pelecanus crispus (Dalmatian pelican), 1568 nucleotides. NCBI's taxonomy places the organism in Eukaryota, Metazoa, Chordata, Aves, Pelecaniformes, Pelecanidae. The record is from RefSeq and is a predicted model, not a curated record.
GGUCAAGAGAAGUAUGGGUUACUGAAUGUGACAAAAAUUACAGAAAAUGGGAAGAAAGUUCGAAAGAAUUGGAUGUCAUCAUGGGCAGUGCUACAAGGUUCAUCACUGCUGUUCACUAAAACCCAAGGAAGUGGAACUGGCUGGUCAUUUUGCCAAGGGGGCUCAAUUCCUGAGCUCUUGCUCUCGCUGCUUUCUUCUUGGAAAAAUGUUCUCAGUCGUCGACCUGCUGUCACCUAUGUAAACUCUGACCAAGUUUCAGCUAUCACUAAGUUUGGUGGCAAUCAGUCUAAGCCAGAAUUUACAGUGGAUCUCAAAGGAGCAUUGAUUGACUGGGCCUCAAAGGACAAAUCCAGCAAAAAGAAUGUUAUUGAGCUAAAAACCCGCCAAGGAACUGAGCUCUUAAUUCAGUCUGAUAAUGACAGCUUUAUUAAUGAAUGGUAUAAAGUUCUUAACUAUACCAUCAACAAUCAGGUAGUGGAGUCUGAUGAAGCAUUAGAAGAUGAUGUACCAGAUUCCCCUGGGGUAGAAAAACAAGACAAAGAGAAAGAGAAUAAAGACUCUAAGAAACUUCGUCCCAUGAAAGCACCUAGCAAUAUAGAUUCUACAGAUCAGAAAAAGACCAAAACAAAGCUCAAGAAGUUUCUUACACGGCGCCCUACAUUACAAGCUGUCCGUGAAAAAGGCUACAUUAAGGAUCAAGUGUUUGGUUCCAAUCUCACCAGCUUGUGUCAAAGAGAAAACAGCACGGUGCCAAAGUUCGUGAAGCUGUGCAUUGAGCAUGUUGAGGAAUAUGGAUUAGAUGUUGAUGGCUUAUACCGAGUUAGUGGCAAUCUUGCAGUGAUACAGAAGCUAAGAUUUGCAGUCAACCACGAUGAGAAACUAGAUUUGAAUGACAGUAAAUGGGAAGAUAUACAUGUCAUCACAGGAGCUCUAAAGAUGUUUUUCAGAGAAUUGCCAGAGCCGCUGUUCACUUAUAAUCACUUCAAUGACUUUGUCAAUGCAAUUAAACAAGAACCAAGGCAGCGUGUCCAUGCUGUUAAAGAUUUAAUCAAACAGUUGCCAAAACCAAAUCAGGACACUAUGCAGGUACUCUUUAGACACCUGAAGAGAGUUGUAGAAAAUGGAGAAAAGAACCGAAUGACCUAUCAAAGUGUAGCAAUAGUUUUUGGUCCAACCUUAUUAAAACCAGAGAAAGAGACUGGUAACAUAGCAGUCCACACAGUAUACCAGAAUCAGAUUGUAGAAUUAAUUCUGCUGGAAUUGAAUUCCAUCUUUGGACGCUGACUUUUUUCUUGGAGUAGAAAAUGGAAGUGAUGGGUUGGCAGCAGUACUCUAUCAGAAGGAAAAUCUCUAGCUGUACAUGAUGUAUUAUGUUUGUGGACCAAGCAGCAACUUGUUCUUUGCACUUUUGGGGAGGGGAGAAACAGGAGAAAUGUUUGACCACUUUAAUGCAAAUUAAAGACAACACUUUGGAUUUCUUUGAAGAGUUCAAUGUAAAAAGUGAAUUGAAAAGUUUAUAGUUUGUCUUUUUUUUGAGUAGCAUUGGAAAAAUGUAAUAUAGGUUCAUA